GCAACGCCUGCACCGCGCCGCCACGAGCCCCUCUCCCCGCCCGCUGCCCCCACACGCCCACGCGCGCAACACCGCACCCGAUGACGGUCUUCCUCCCCCUGGAGGCGUCGUCGCCCGUCCCCCACGCCCCCGCCUUCCUCGUGCCCACGGCCCAGCCAGCCGCACACCUCAGCAAGGUCAUCAAGACGAUCAUGAAGGCGCGGCGCAUCGCCGUCGUCUGCGGGGCUGGUAUCUCCGUGCAGGCUGGCAUACCAGACUUCCGCUCGUCUGACGGCCUUUUCCAGACGCUGAAGAAAGACAACCCGAUGCUGAGCUCGGGAAGAGAUUUAUUUGAUGCAUCCGUAUUCAAUGCCGAGGGCACGACGUCCAUGUUCUGCCAGAUGAUUGCCCAGCUUGCAGAACUUUCCGAAGUCGCCCUCCCGACCUCCUUCCACCACCUCCUGCGCGCUCUUGACGAGCGGCGCCGGCUCCUCCGCGUGUACACGCAGAAUAUCGAUGCGCUCGAGCAGAAAAGCGGACUCACCUUUGGCGUCCCGGAGUCCGAUGCGAAGCGGAAUAAACCGCGCCUAUGCAAACCCAAGACAGACGCGCAGAGCGAGGCUGGCCCCUCCACCGUCGUCGAGCCGCCGCAGAACCGGCUACCGACACCGCCGAUCGAGACCCCGCGGUGCAUUCCACUUCACGGCACGCUCCAGCAGAUGCACUGCCAGAUUUGCACGCACUCAUUCCCGCUGCGCGACUACCUGCCCGCGCUGAGCGAGGGCAGGCCGCCGUACUGCCCGGAAUGCUCGGCGCUGGAGGAGACACGGCAGCUGGUCGGGAAGCGCUCACGCGGAGUGGGCAAGCUGCGGCCGAGCGUUGUGCUGUACAACGAGAUGCACAAGGACGGCGAGGAGGUGGGCGACGUCGUGCGGCGCGACCUGAUCGGAAGCUCGAAGGGGAAGGGCCGGGCGGGCGCGGACCUGCUGCUGGUCGUUGGGACGAGUCUGAGAGUGCCGGGGACGAAGCGGAUCGUGAGGGAGUUCUCGAAGGCCGUGCACGCACGCGACGCACCGGCGAGCGAGGCGACGUCGGUCAUGGGCCUCGCCACGCCGACGCCGUCACCCCGCCGGUCGCCGGUUGAUGAUGAGGAGGCCCCGAUACGCGCGGUGUACCUGAACCUCGACUUCCCCGUGCCGACGCGCGAGUGGGAGGGUGUGUUCGAUGUGUGGAUCCGCGGCGAUGCGCAGGAGUUUGCGCAGCUGAUGCUGGAGGAGAUGGACCGUGAGCUGCGGGCGAAGGAGGAGGCGGCGGAGCGGAAGCGGCGGAGGGAGGAGGCCGCUCUUGCGGCGAAGCUCGAGGCGCAUAUGAGCGUCGGCGUGGAUCCGCAGAGGAGUAGCGGGAGCGCGAAGAAGCGCAAGACGCCGUCGUCGUCGGCGGGGGAGGGGUCUGCCAAGAAGCACAAGGUGACGCCGCCGACCCCGGUGUCGAUGAAGAAGCCAGCUGGCAAGGCAAGGAAGUCGAAGAGUGGCGGUGAUGAUGUGUUACCCGUCCCCGCGAAGGAGAGCAAACGAUCGUCUAAGCCUAAGAGUGGGCUGAAGAUCCGCAUUCCACCUCGGCCUGUGGUACUCAUCACUACCCCCGUCCCGAAGCCCAAGAGACCUGCAUUGGUUACGCCCGAGCCCUCUCCGCCUUCAUCACCUUUAACACCGGUUCCUUCAUCCGUGUCUCGGCACAGGAGUACCCUGUCUCCUCUUUCGCCCAUCCUUAGCCCGCCUUCCAAGCCACGUUCCACCCGCCCCUACGACUACGACUUCCCACUUUUCAUUGCAGUCCGCACGGACCUGGACGAUAGUCUGCCUUGACCCCCAGGACCGGACAACGGCCGUCGGGACUCGGCUUACAUUUCCCGCAAUGUGUAUAAAGCCUGCUUUAGCUGGCCUCUUCUCCUCGAUUAGGUGGUCUGCGAGUGCUAUGGAAACUUGGACGUGAGCGUACCUUUGGCCUCCGUUAUUAUGUAGAGCGGGCGCUUGGUG
Molecule: messenger RNA, 2015 nt
Organism: Rhodofomes roseus
Lineage: Eukaryota; Fungi; Basidiomycota; Agaricomycetes; Polyporales; Fomitopsidaceae
Product: DHS-like NAD/FAD-binding domain-containing protein
Exons: 5
Coding region: 81-1844 (587 amino acids)
Biological process (GO): regulation of DNA repair; negative regulation of transcription by RNA polymerase II; pericentric heterochromatin formation
Cellular component (GO): mating-type region heterochromatin
Molecular function (GO): NAD+ binding; histone deacetylase activity, NAD-dependent
Source: RefSeq, a predicted model, not a curated record